GAACCCCUCCGCAUGAACACUUCGAACAUUAUUUACUGCGUGCACGGAGGUCUCGUCGAUGCCGAUGCGCAAGCGUGCGCUGUAGCUCGACAGAAGUGGCACGACAAUCGAGCUAGCUACACGUUGAUCGUGACACGGGUUGAGCACUUCAUUAGCAUGGACACCGGCGUAAGGCUACCAAGAAGCGCGAAAUGAAGACACCGAUGCAGUUUCCGUCGCCAUGGGUCGAAAUCCCCCGAAAAUUACUGCAAGGUAAGGAUGAGGAAGACGAAUGGACUUUGGAGGCAUUAUUUCUUUCCUCACCGCCGGCAAUGAUCAAAGUCUUCGGUCUUGACGGUGCCUUUAACGAUGUCAUCAACACGCCUUCCAAGAAUCCUGCUCGCCGCCUCCAGGACUCCUCUCGGUAAUCCGACAGCGUAUCCGCUCAACGCAGCGCUUCACUUCGGCGCUUCAAUCUGUCCAAGUUCGUUAUGCCUGCCGCUAUCGAGAUCAACGACGAGGAGGACAGUAGGGACUACGAGGAGAAUAAUGAGGACUUCGAGGAGGAAGAGGAGAGGAGGCGUCUGAAGAGACACUUCGCUGAAGUGGUCCACCAUAUCUACAACACAUUAGCUGCUCCAGGUAAUCAAAAGGUCACACGAGAACGUCACCG
This is a messenger RNA of Zymoseptoria tritici IPO323, 652 nucleotides long. RefSeq lists its product as uncharacterized. Lineage: Eukaryota; Fungi; Ascomycota; Dothideomycetes; Mycosphaerellales; Mycosphaerellaceae. Bases 349 to 567 code for a protein of 72 amino acids. The record is from RefSeq and is a predicted model, not a curated record. The transcript has a single exon.